This is a messenger RNA of Alexandromys fortis (reed vole), 1028 nucleotides long. RefSeq names its product C-type lectin domain family 4 member A-like. The record is from RefSeq and is a predicted model, not a curated record. Gene Ontology annotation, molecular function: signaling receptor activity. The coding region runs from base 1 to 834 and encodes 277 amino acids. The transcript has 7 exons. NCBI's taxonomy places the organism in Eukaryota, Metazoa, Chordata, Mammalia, Rodentia, Cricetidae.
AUGUCCGAGAGUGGGCAGCCAUGUCUGAGAGUGGGCAGCCAUGUUCUAGAGUGCGCAGGUUCAGAGAGUCUGAGCUCAAGUAGGGCCUAUUUUACAGAAGGGGGACACUCAUCUUCUGAGGGCAGGGGAAGAUUUUCAGAAAACAUUUAUAUUAACAUGAACCUCAAAAAUAAGUUCUCUUCCUCAGACAUCAACGCAGACCCUCCUCCAGCUCCUCAAAACAAGAUCAUGUCUCUUAAAGGUAGUCAUAGAUGCAAGAUCAUCCUCACCUCGUUCAUAAUAUUUUUUCUGCUGUUGAAAAUCUUACUCUCCAUUGUUCUGCUCAUUUUGUUUAAAAAAUAUUCUCAGCUUCUUGAAGAAAAAGCAAUCAUAAAAGAACUGAACUUUACAGGAUUGGAGUGUACGAAAAGGCAUUCACUCUUGAAAGACAAAGUCUGGAGCUGUUGCCCAAAGGACUGGGAGCCAUUUAAUUCCCACUGCUACUUCAUUUCCACUGAAUCGGCAUCUUGGAGCAAGAGUGAGGAGAAGUGCUCCAGCAUGGGUGCUCAUCUGAUGGUGGUCCGCAGCCGGGAAGAGCAGGAUUUCAUCACUAAGAUCCUGAACCGUAACACUGCUUAUUUUAUCGGGCUUUCAGAUCCAGGACAUCGACAGUGGCGAUGGAUUGAUCAGACACCAUACAAUAAAAGUGCCACGUUCUGGCACCCAGGUGAGCCUAACAAUGACCACGAACAAUGUGCUAUAAUAAAUGUUUGGCAUAAUAAUUGGGGCUGGAAUGACAUCUCUUGCAGUGCUAAACAGAAAUCAGUUUGUCAGAUGACGAAAAUAUACUUAUAAAUCAAGAAUUCUUCAUGGAGACUGCAUUUUUAUCCACCAUUACAAAGACACUUGGAAAGUUCUUAUGUGGAAGAGAUGUCCACAUAAUUUUAGGUAGGCAGCCAACAGUUAUACAUAUGAUAAUACUGGUCCACAUAUAUACUUAUUUAUUGAUCUAUUCACUCAUUACUCUUAUAUAAUGAGAAUAUCUUAUA